AUGGGAAAGAAAAUAUCAAAAAGAAGUGCACAGCUCAUAGAGCUUAUCAAAGGCAUUGAAAGCCUGCGCCUCGACCCCAAAUAUAGCGACUUUACCAUUGUGUGUGGAGACGACGAAUACGCCGUGCACAAGUGCAUAGUCUGCCCGAGGUCGGAUUUCUUCGCCAAAGCCUGCGACAGUGGAUUUGAGGUGAGAUGCAUUUAUUGGCAUGGCGGAACAAGACCCAAGAGGUUCACACCGGCUAACGAAACGCAGGAAUCGUUUACAAACAGGAUCGUAUUAUAUGAAAAGCCGGAUAUAGUCGAGGGGAUGAUUGAUUAUCUCUACACUCUGGACUACCAGGUGAAACCUCACCCACCCGAAACAGGCAUCUCUCGACAAUCAGACGGAGAAAGGUCCCAAUAUAGCCCGAAAAAGCCCAAUGGCACAGAUGAAGAUGCAGCGACCGCAUGCAAUAUCCUGUCAGCCCAUAUCCUGAUGUACUCGCUCGCAGACCGAAUGUUCAUCCAUGGGCUCAAGGCUCUCUCAAAGGACAAGGUCAAAAAGGAGCUGGCCCGGCGGCUGGACUCGAUCACGUUCCCACAUGCCAUCUUUGAGAUAUACAGCACAACACCCGCAAGCGACCGAGGUCUACGGGACCUGGUAGUGAAAAUGACCAUGGACAACCUUGUAAGCCUGAGAUCUGGAGCGAAAACCAUGGACCCCGCGGAGGAGAAAACCGGAGAAGAAUCAGAACCUGUGCCCCUUCCAGACUCCUUGGUGAAAUCAGUCCCACAAUUUUCGUCUGAUUUGGCUGUGGCAAUGAUGGACAGAACGGUUACCGACUGGAAUUGUCAUGGAAUGUGUAAGCCAAACUGGGUUCAGCAGGAUACUCACCAUGGUACUCAAUCCGAGGUUAGCCCUGAAGCAAACAAAUGA
This is a messenger RNA of Penicillium samsonianum, 918 nucleotides long. Its product is annotated as BTB/POZ domain-containing protein. The transcript is spliced from 2 exons. The coding region runs from base 1 to 918 and encodes 305 amino acids. The record is from RefSeq and is a predicted model, not a curated record. Gene Ontology annotation, molecular function: protein binding. NCBI's taxonomy places the organism in Eukaryota, Fungi, Ascomycota, Eurotiomycetes, Eurotiales, Aspergillaceae.